Molecule: messenger RNA, 2370 nt
Organism: Diachasmimorpha longicaudata
Lineage: Eukaryota; Metazoa; Arthropoda; Insecta; Hymenoptera; Braconidae
Exons: 5
Coding region: 739-2184 (481 amino acids)
Source: RefSeq, a predicted model, not a curated record
GGAAAAAGUGGGGGGAGGUUUGAAUAGUCCAAUGCCUGAUCAGGUUAAUGAUACUCCUCAAAUCUUCCACCUUUUUUCGAAUUCCUAUUACUUCAAGGCCGACAGGGGAUUCCCCAGGUAGAAGAUAUGGGUAUCCGUUUUCGCGUGGAAUUGCGCAUUUUCAACUUGACUGGCAGGACGUCCUAUAACAGCUAAUAUUAUAGAAAGGAAAUGAAUAACUUCAGAGAGAGAAUUUUCUUUGAUUCAAAUGCAUUGUCAUUAAUUCUUCCCUCGAAAAAUUCAAGCCUUGAAUAUUUGAAAUCAAAUUAAUUUGAUAAAGGAGCUCAAGUGGAUUUCUGUUGGCACAAUUCAAUGCACAAUGGCUGCCAUAAAAACCUUUUAACCCAGAUGCACAAUAAACAAGCACAGAGGACGUGUAUCAAACUGGAAGAUAGUAAGAGCCAACAAUCGAAUGUAAGAAGGAACGAAAGAGGCGUUGAGUGGUUAUCGGUAGUGGACUUAAUGGGUCUCUCAAAGUCAUCGAAUCGUUGACGAUGUUUUAUGCUAAGUAACUGAUCUUCGUUCACAUCACGAAUACUGGGUACUUAAUAAUGAACAGACUGGCAACAAUGACAGUUUUGACAACCCGUUCGGGUCAGGCUUGUUAAAAACCGCUAAAUGCGUGACAAUAAUCGUGGCCUUUAAAAGCCAUCCAGGUUGGCUUAGCGAUUCAGUAGAGCGUCGUAAAUCUCGGAGAAUAUGAGAACUGAGUGGAAGAAAAAUUUUAUGUGUUCGGUGAUUCCUUGGGGAUGUUGGAUUUACAUGUACACUAUCCUCCAAUCUCCAGAGUUCACCUUAGCAACUCACGAAGCGUUUGCUCUGAAACCUCAAAAUCUUGAUGACACAGUGUUCAUAAACUUCCCCAAGAACUCAAACCCCUCGAGAGCAAUAGGGAGACACUUAUACCUUCCUCCCGAGGAGGCUACGUUUGUGCUACCAGAAGUGAUCGAGAAUCGUGUGAGGAGUGUCUUCGCCAGACCCUCACAGUCUCCAGAUAUUCUGUUGAAGGCCCCAAGUCCCAGUGAAGCGACAACAUCAUUAUCAUACGCUGCCAAUGACCAGAAAAUCUUACAAUCAGAUGUCUUCAGCCACAUUAAUAUCUCGAUGUCCUGCAUACACUCCGAGGAUGAAGUGUACUUUCGAGCCUCCAUCAGCGCCUUGAAGUUGAGAGACACUCCAAUUGUCCAGGGGAGUCCAGGAAAUGGCAAUUGUAGAAUCGAUAGAGUUGGUGAUGAGUUUAAGAUCAACUUCUCUGGUGAUUUAUUUUGGGCAUGUGGGGUGCGAAACUGCUCGACUCAGUUGGGAAAAUUCUACUGUCUCAAGCUAAGGUUUCCGGCGAUUCCGGGGAUUCUGCUGAAGGAUGAUGCGAGGGUCUCUAUGAGAUGCAAAGCUCAAGAACGAACAACCUCUCGUACUAGACGAUUCAAUGUUAAAGCUAUAGAUACCUCUGCUCGAAUGACAGCGAGAGUUGCUACUGGUGGUCAUAAGGAUUCAUUCGAAACGGAGAUUGGUUUGUAUCGGAAAACGACUGGAUCAGAUCAACUUUUCGACGCCAGAAUCCCGUCCGGUGGUACAGUUAUCCUCGGCGAGGAGAUCUUGUUGAGAGCUGUCGUUCGGGACGGCGAUGGCUGGAAAUACUCCAAAAUGAGUGACGUAACGAUCAACUUCAUUGAGAACAAACGUCAGAAAAAAAUUAUGAAUAGCGUAUGGAUAUUAGACUCGAACGGCUGUCUCAACCCGGAAAUAAGGGAGAUUUGUUCGAGAGAACAGUACAAAGUUUCCAACUUGGAGAGUUACUUGAUCUUUGAGGCCUUCAUGUUCGAUAACAUGAGUGAAACGGACGAGUUAAUCGUGAAUGUAAAAAUCACCGGGUGCUUGGAGGGAAGUGACUGCAUUCUGAAUUGUCCCGCGAGUCACGUGCGGAAAAUCAGAAACGUGAAAACCUCUCAGAAUAAUACCAUAGACUGGUUGAACGAUAUUUCUUUCCGAGUUGUACCACCGGAGAAAGAGUAUUCGAGACAGCCUAGUAAAACGCAUAUUAUCAUUCCUUAUAUACUGUCUGCGCUGAUUCUCGUCGCUAUAGCGGCUCUAUUAUGUACUAUAAAGAUAAUGAAGAAUCAAAAAUUUGAGAGAAUUCUGAUAUGAAAAGGCUCGCAGAAAACUCUCAAUAUGAAUAUUAAUAUAACAACUCCAAAGCCUCGUUAAUGAUGAAAAAUUAAUUAUUUAGUAAUUAUUCACAUUUAGUUAUUAAUUUCACUGUUUAUUCAUAAACUAUGAAAUGUGAAUUUCAAUUACAGAAUAAAGAGUAAAAAUAAGCGUUGUUUUAUGGUA